GCUAAGCGCUUCCGGACUCCAGGUACCGCCGGUUCAUGUAGCUGCCCCCGACUUACUGCUUUGCAGCUGCAGUGAAGGCGAGCGCCUGCAGAAUCGCAACUUUGCCAAUGGACCUGAUUGGGUUUGGUUACGCGGCCCUGGUGACAUUUGGAAGCAUUUUUGGAUAUAAGCGGAGAGGUGGUGUUCCAUCUUUGGUUGCUGGUCUUUGCGUUGGAUUUUUGGCUGGCUAUGGAGCUUACCGUGUCUCCAAUGACAAACGAGAUGUAAAAGUGUCACUGUUUACAGCUUUCUUCCUGGCCACCAUAAUGGGUGUGAGAUUUAAGAGGUCCAAGAAAAUAAUGCCUGCUGGGCUGGUUGCAGGCUUAAGCCUCAUGAUGAUCCUGAGACUUGUCUUACUGCUGCUCUGAGCAUCCAAAGGAACUGAAAACAAAGCUCAUAUCAUCCUGCUGUAACAGGCACAGCAUAUUUUUUGUAUUUAAAAGAUAAAUUUCAAUAUGGGAUGUUAAGCGUCUUAUGUUAGAAUAACAAAAGUAACACUGUCAUCUCUACUAUGAACACUAGUUUAAGGUCAUUUAAAAAAUUGUUUUAACCCUUUUCUAGUUGUCAAGCACUGUUUUCAUUAAAGGUGUUCAAAGAAUCUUGAAACUCUCCUCCA
This is a messenger RNA of Carlito syrichta (Philippine tarsier), 655 nucleotides long. It is a transcript of the gene TMEM14A, whose product is annotated as transmembrane protein 14A. NCBI's taxonomy places the organism in Eukaryota, Metazoa, Chordata, Mammalia, Primates, Tarsiidae. The transcript has 5 exons. Gene Ontology annotation, cellular component: mitochondrial membrane. Gene Ontology annotation, biological process: regulation of heme biosynthetic process. The record is from RefSeq and is a predicted model, not a curated record. Bases 108 to 407 code for a protein of 99 amino acids.